Messenger RNA from Sander lucioperca (pikeperch), 8600 nucleotides. It is a transcript of the gene thsd7ba, whose product is annotated as thrombospondin, type I, domain containing 7Ba. Bases 352 to 5265 code for a protein of 1637 amino acids. The record is from RefSeq and is a predicted model, not a curated record. Gene Ontology annotation, cellular component: plasma membrane. NCBI's taxonomy places the organism in Eukaryota, Metazoa, Chordata, Actinopteri, Perciformes, Percidae. Gene Ontology annotation, biological process: actin cytoskeleton organization. The transcript is spliced from 29 exons.
CUGUAGCCCCCGCUGACUCUUGUGCCAACCCUGGUGGGAACAUCAGUGGGUGGGUACUUGACAGAGCCAGCGCCAGGAAGAUAAAACCACUCAGUGCUGCUGGAGGUGUAACACAGUCCCAGCCCUCUGCACAUUGAUUCACACAGGAUUAAGCCACUGCAUGAUGCUUCAGGCGGAAGGCCUGGCAUAGCUGAAUUACCGUCCCCGUCAGAAUUAACGUCUUUGGAAGCCUCCUCUGCCUUGCUCCUGUCUUCAGUGGAAGGAGUAGUAAAAAUUAUCUGCCACUGCACCAACCAGAUCACCCAAAGGGAUGACUGGCAGUCAUCUGUGUCAGGAGUAAGAGAGGAAGCAAUGGGCUGGACUAUGACUCUAAAAGAUGACUUUGGGGUCAUUGCCUGGACACGGCGAGCUGGGAACAACCUCUGCCUCUUCCUCCUCUUGUCCCUCUUUUCUGUUUCAGUCCAGUCAGACAUUGUGUUUCCUAAGGACCAUCAUUUCUCAUGGAAAGCAGGCCAGUGGGGUCAAUGUAUCGGGGAGGAGUGUGGUUCUGGCGGCGUUCAGACAAGGACAAUAUGGUGUGUCCACAUGGAGGGCUGGACUACCCACCAUUCCCACUGCCACCACAUGGACAAGCCAGAAAGCCAGCGUCACUGCUUUAAGGUCUGCGAAUGGCACCAGAACCUCUUUGAGUGGGAGGUGUCAGACUGGGGGGGCUGUGUUCUUGUCCCUUUCUUUUCCAACGAGCUGAAGCUUAGGACGACUGAGUGCAUUACAGCACAGCAUGGCAUCCAGAGGCGCAAAGUAAAUUGUGUCCGCACUUCAAACCAUACUACAGUCACCUUGAGGAUAUGUGAGUUCUUUUCCCAGAAACCACCUGUGGAGCAGGCAUGCCUCAUUCCCUGCCCCCAGGACUGUGUAGUUUCAGACUUCAACUCCUGGUCCAGUUGCAGCAAAACCUGCGGCGCUGGCCUGCAGCAUCGGACUCGACAUGUCCUGGCCACACCAAUGUACGGAGGCGCAAGCUGCCCCAACUUAACUGAGACCAGGACUUGUUCUAGCUCUGUUGACUGCCCUGCUGGGGAGGGCGAGUACCAGUACAGCCUUAAAGUAGGGGCCUGGAGCGAGUGCCGACUACCCCAUCACAAGGAUGCCCUUCUAAGUGGUAGGACCACAGUGGACUUCAGCGCCAACUCCAAUGAGAACAACACAGUCACAUUGCACACGCAGGCUUCUCACCACCACGUCCAUCACCACCACCCUCAUGCGCACAAGUACCCCAUGUCAUGGGAACUGGAGGUGGGAUACAAGUCACGACAAGUCCGCUGCACACGGAGUGACGGCAGGAAUGCUAUGCUGAGUCUUUGUACCAAGGACAACUCCCCUCUCACCUUCCAGGCGUGUGUGAUGCCCAAGGACUGUCAGACAUCUGAUUGGUCCUCAUGGAGUCCCUGCUCUAAGACCUGCCGGUCCACCGACCUGUCCCCUGGUUACAGACUCCGGUCAAGGAUCAUGACGCACAUCCCUGUCGGAGGAGGGAAACAAUGUCCUGCCCUUGAGGAAAAAGAAGCUUGCCACAUCAUAGGAGAUUUACUUCCAAACUGCCCCAGCUAUGUGUGGAGGACCACUGACUGGGGCGAAUGUCGCAUCCUCCCCUUACUGAGCCAGCAGGACCGGCGGCUGGCUAACAUCAGUAUUCUGUGUGGAAGCGGGAUCCAGACCAGAAAGACCUACUGUGUUCAAGUCCCUGAUGACUCAGCACCACAUCACAGGAAGGAGGUAUCCAGGCCUGUGAAUGCCAGACUGUGCGCUGGUGAAGAGCCCCCUUUGGCCGUGCAGCACUGCUCCAUCCCUUGCCAGCACCACUGCCUGCUCUCCCAGUGGUCACCCUGGGGUGCCUGCCUACAUGACAACUGCAAAGAACCACAGGGGAAGAAAGGUUUCAGACAGAGGAGGAGAGAGGCGCUGUGGCAGUCCAGCAGUCCUCCAGAGACCUGCCCUCAUCUAGUGGAGUCCAUCCCCUGUGAGGAUCCUGCCUGCUACCUGUGGCAGGUCCAACAGGAAGAAAGAUGCAUUCCCACUAAAGGCUCCUGUGGUCCUGGAGCUGCAGCCCAGAAUAUGACCUGUGUCACCGCUGAAGGGUCCUCCCCUGUGCCGAUUGCCCUCUGUGUAGACGACCCUCCCCCAACAGAAGUGGCCUGCGAGGUGGCCUGUCCUUCAGACUGUGUGGUUGGCUCCUGGUCUCCCUGGUCACCCUGCUCACACAGCUGUACCACCAAGACUGCAGAGGGUCAACAGAGCCGCACACGCACUGUGUUGGCCAUCCCAGGGACAGAAGGGAAGGAGUGUCCGGCAGCUCCAGCCCUGGAGGAGUGGAGAGUCUGCAAUGACCACCCAUGUAUGGUAUUCUACUGGGAGGCCUCAGCCUGGGGUCCCUGUAUUGAGGAUGCCUUCAUUGAUCUCAAUGGAACCAGCUCCUGGAAUGGGACCCCUACCUGUGCCAUGGGUGUUCAGAUCCGCAAAGUCAGCUGCACGAAGAUGAACGUUGGACCUGUCAUAAGUAAAAGGUGUUCAGAUUCUGCUCGUCCAGAAUCGGUCCGACCUUGUUUGCUUCCCUGCGAGAAAGACUGCAUUGUGACACCCUUCAGUGAAUGGACAGCCUGUCCAUCAACCUGUAUGCCAGAAAAUGCGACUGCCGCCACGCAGUCUCGAUACAGAACCAUCAUUCAGAGGUCUGCUAAUGGAGGUCAAGAGUGCCCUGACACACUGUAUGAAGAGAGAGACUGUGAAUCACUUCCUGUGUGUCCGGUGUAUAGUUGGAGGACACACAAGUGGCACAGCUGUAGCUUGGUUCCAGAUUCUGUUCGACGUGGAUUAUCUGGACAAGGAGAGGCCUGUGGAAAUGGUUUAGAAACGAGAGGAGUCAGUUGUGUUGGGGAGAUGGGUGAGUCGGCCAAUAUGACUGAGUGCCUGCGAUGGGCUGGCCCCUUGCCCCCUCAGAUCAGAGAGUGUCGGGUGGCUUGUAAGGAUGACUGCACUCUAACUUCUUGGUCCAAGUUCUCUGAAUGCGCUGGAUGUGGCAGCUCCCGCAGUCGUAAGCGCUCGCUGACAGGUCGCAGUAAAAAGAAGGAGCAUUGCCUGGAUGAGAAGUUGCACCCCCUAGAGGAGACAGAGACUUGUCCCUGUGAUGAGUUUCUGUCCCAACCCUAUGGGAACUGGUCUGCAUGCAUCCUCCCUGAUCCUUCAGCUCCGGGGUCCCUGCAGGGCUGGAUGAGCCACCGGGAGGUGAAGGAGUGUGGCCAAGGUCUGCGCUACAGAGCUGUGGCCUGCAUCAACCAGCAGGGACACCUGGUCAAUCCCACACAUUGUACAGACUCAGGCUACAUGGUGGAGGUUUGCCACAUCCCUUGCCCCCUAGACUGUAAGCUCAGUGACUGGUCAGCCUGGUCAGCCUGCAGUGCAUCCUGUGGCAGUGGGUUGAAGAUCAGAUCCAAGUGGCUCAGGGAGAAAGCUUUCAACGGGGGUCGCCCAUGCCCCAAGCUGGAUUUGAAAAAUCAGGCUCAGGUGUACGAGGCAGUACCUUGCCACAUUGAAUGCAGCCAAUACGAGUGGAGGAUCGAGCCCUGGUCCAUUUGUACCAUCAACACUGUGGACGACCUGCCAGCCUGCGGGGAGGGAGUCCAAAGCCGCAAGAUCAGGUGUGUGAAGCAGGAAACAGCGAGUGGGGAGAACAGCACGUUGGGAGACAGUCUGUGUGAUCCGGAGGAAAUGCCACCCAGAGCCCAGGUCUGCUUUCUGGCCUGCCCCAAAGACUGUGUUGUGGCACCCUGGGGACCUUGGAGCAACUGCCCCCUGCAAUGUGACCAAGGAACAGCAAGGAACAGAAGCAGACACAUCCUCCGCCUCCCAGCCUCAGAAAACUCGACCUGCCCAGAGCUAGUCCAGUCAGAGCCCUGCGUCCUCAACAGCACCUGCUUUUCCUACCAGUACACUGUGUCAGACUGGAGUACAUGCCAGCUGAGUGAAAAUGCCAUCUGUGGUCACGGUUCACGGCUGCGUCUCGUGGACUGUAUUCGCAGUGAUGGCAAGAUUGUGGAGUUGCAGAAGUGCGAGCAGUUUGGGCUGAUCAACAAGUACUGGCUGUCAGAGAGCUGCAUGGUUGACUGUCCUGUCAGCUGUAUGCUCUCUGAAUGGUCACCGUGGGCGGAAUGUUCGCACACCUGUGGUAACCAAGGUCAGUUUCUGCGCACCCGGAGAAUUCUGCAGGAUGCUAAUGAGGAAGGUCAGCCCUGUCCCAACCAGCUCACCCAGAUCAAGCCAUGUCCCAUAAGGCCUUGCUAUACAUGGAUGCUGAGUGACUGGUCCCCAUGCACUGUCGAGGGUGCAGAGUGUGGUGAGGGGCUUCGGAGAAGGAGCCUGUCAUGUGUCGUCAAUAGGGGCAACUGGCCUGAGUCUCCUCCGCAGCCAGUGGACGAGGAACUUUGUGGAGACAAACUGAGGCAGCAUAUCCAACAGGAGAUGGAGCAGCCCUGCUUCGUCCCCUGCCCAGGAGACUGCCAUUUGACUGUGUGGUCGUCUUGGAGCUCUUGCCAGCUGACCUGCCUGGAGGGGCGGAGUUUUGAAACCACCGGUCGCCAAGCUCGCUCUCGAGCUGUGAUCAUUCAGGUCAUGGAGAACCAGGGCAGCUGCCCACAUCAAGUCUUUGAGACCCAGCCCUGUAAAGGGGGGAAAUGCCACAGUUACCAGUGGAGGACUGGAGGAUGGAGCAACAAUGAGAGAGCAGUGUGGUGUCAGCGCUCAGAUGGUGUCAAUGUCACAGGGGGGUGUUUCCCGCAGAAAAGGCCGACCACAGUCAGACACUGCCAUCCCGCGUGCACUAAACCCUUCUCUCACUGCACACCGAGCGGAGUGUGUGGGUGUGAGAAGGGUUACACUGAGGUGAUGACCACACAUGGCUUUUUGGACUACUGCACCAGAACCCCGGGGGUGGAUAACAACAAGAAAGCUGAUGUGAAAACCAAUUCUGGAAGAUUAAAACCAGGGCCGUCUCAGGCCCAGGACCUCUUCAGCGAGUGGACAUUACGACCUGUUGGUCCAGAUGGAAGAGUAAAGCUGUGGGUUUACGCCGUGACUGCCGUUGGAUUCAUCUUAAUACUCUUCGUUAUUGCAUUAUCAUUCCUGGUCUGUAAGCCAUCCAAAACCACUAAGACGUCUCCUCCACCGCAGAAGCCCUUGACCCUGGCCUACGAUGGUGACAUGGACAUGUAACCAGGCUGCUAUACCUCGAAAGGACGCGCUCAGCCUCGGACAGACUCCUGACUGCGUUCAGAUUGUUAGCAAGCACGUCCAUCACAUACCACUGAUUGUUGGCCAGUUUGAGCUUGGGUGACUAUUUGCUGUAGUGCCAAUUGUAUUGCAAAAAUGCAGCGGACAGAUAGUGACGAUCGCACCUGAUUUGCUGCUGAAGGGCAAUGUAGCCCAUAAUUAUGGCUUCAGUCAACUUUCCUCCGUUAGGAAGAGGAACAAAAGCCAAAUAUGGUGGAAAUGAGAUAAAAGGUCUCUAGACAGGAAAUAAAUGGACCUCUAGUUUCUUUUUUUAACUGCUUGCAAUGUGAACGCACAGUUGAAGCACUGUUUGCAACCCACAAGUCACGAGGACUCCUAAAAGGCAAAGACUAAAUGGAUUUUUGAGUUUUAUUGUGUUAAGAAUCAGAGGGACCACCUGAUUAUUUGUCUCGUAUUUGUGUGGUGAGGGAGACAAAACAUCUUGAGUCAGCAGUCACUCAUAUCAUUCAAAAACGGAACAACAGAACAUUUGGCAUUUGACUUUGUCUUUCCAGUGCUGGAUCUUUGUAAAAAGAAAAUGUCACACGCCUUUUGGCUUAACAGCCUUUUUUUGAAUUUCUGAGAAUAAACAAGAUGCUCUAUGCACUACAUUAGUGCUGAUUCACUUUUGUUUGUUUUUCCUUUCAAAUGACUUUUCUAGUGUUUUAAUUGUAAUGCAAGUUGUUGCUGUCAGAUUGUGUUUUGUUGAUGAUGCCAUAUGUUGUGUAUAUGUGGAGACCAAAAGCAGGCUUGCCUUGAAUUUAACAAAACAAUGAUGCAGUAAUUUUUCUCCUCCCUGAUUCUCAUAAGACUUCUCGAAAUUGUGGAUUUUUUUUGUUCCUGACACAUGGCAGACUGUGUUGUUGGUCAACAUGGUCAAGAAUUAACAGCAAACAACACACACAGACCUUUUAAUGCUAAUUAUCAAAUGCCAGCAUGAUGAAGAUCAUACCUCACACACACUUUUUCAUCAAAUCAUGCAAGCAAGAAAGCACUGAUCACCAAAACAAAUACAAGAAUGGAGAUGGUGAAUUAUCAACAGUAUCACACACAGUGUAUUUUUAGAGCAAAAAUGCUUUACUUUUCACAAGGAUGUCAUACAUUUGUUUACACCAUUUAUUUCAAUGUAUUACAUCCAUUUACAAAGUCAUUUGCCAGAGCAAGACGCGCUACACGUUAUUGACAGCGUUGUGUUCUUUGCUUCCUCUUUUAUUUCAGUUUUUGGACCACAAAGACAGGGCUCAAAACAUGACAGCAAAUACCAAAUAUGUGUGAGCACAAAUUAAUUAGGUCAUCUCUCAUUUCUAUUUCUCUAGCUCAUGCACAAAAACAAUGACUUUUCGGUAACACUUUCUAUGAAGACCACAUCUAUAGUGUGUCAUGGGGGCAUAGUGAAUUAUAAUGCAUUUACAUUUUUUUAAAUAAUCUAUGCUGCAUCAUAAGUCGUUAUGUAAGUCGCCAAAAUGCAGAGAAUCACAAAUAACAUUUGUCUGCUUUGGGAAGGGAACCUUAAGUUGUAAAACCUACAUGAUAUAUUGAAAGUAAGAAAAAGAUUACAUUUACAUUUUGUCAAGCUUUAUUUUCACUAUGGAUGAAAACAGUGAGUUGGGGUGUUCUAACAAACAAUCAACAUCAACAAAUUGACAAAAUCUAUUUUGUGUUUUUCUUACUUUGAAUAUAUCAUAUAGGUUUUAUAACUUAAUGUUGCAUUCCUAACACAGACACAUUUUACUUGAAAUUUCCCUGCAUGGUUUAUUAACAUUUUGGUGUCUUACAUAAUAACCACUGCAUGCAAAUGCAUUACACUUUACUUACCACCAACAAUGAAAUGUUAUGAUGAAGCAUGCAUUACUAUAGACGCAUCAAUAUGAACUUUACUUUACUUAACACAUACAAUGAUAACUUAUGACACUGCAUGGACUAUUAUAGCACACUAUGAGUCCUAACUACAUUUGAUAGUUGGUAUGUAUAGGUGAUAAUAGUCAUAAUGUAUUUUAAGCCCCAUCAGUCUAGAGCAUCGAUAAGACACUUGAACUUAUAAUUCAUUAUAAAUCACAUCUAUAAUGUUUUAUGACUGUUGAUACAGUGCAUAAGAAAGCAUUAUGUGUAGUAAUGAAGCAUUUGAAAUGCUUUAUAGUUCCCUGUGGAUGCCCUCAUAGAAAGUGUCACUGACUUUUCUUUUAUUCGGCCCUGGAAUUGUUUCAGAUUUCCACUUACAGUAUAAGGCAUCCACAAUCUUAUUAAAGCAUCUUCAUUUUUUUUUUUUUCAUUUAAUCCUCUUGGCCCCCUUGGGAGCAUAGGCCGUCCACCAUGGAUCUCCACCUCACUCUCCUCUGAGCUAAGGUCUUUACUUCUUGCCAGGAGGUCCCCGUCUUGGUCAGUUCAUCAAGCGUGGACCGCCUCCAGUUGGAUUUAGGUCUCCCUAGCUUCCUCUUGCCUUGGGGAUUAUAGUCCAGAGCUUGUCUUGCUAUGUUCCUCGGAUCCUUCCUAAGUGUAUGACCGAUCCAUCCCCACUUUCUGGAUUUGAUUUCAAUGUGGAUUUGCUCCUGGUUCAUGCAUCUCCACAGGUCUACAUUUGUAAAGCAUCUUAGUGGACCAUAAACGCUUACAUUUACUAUCAUUUAGUCACGGAUCCUUCAGUGCAUUAUUCAUACGACCCAGUGGAGAAUUAAGUUCCUUAAACUUGGUGGUUUUGGCACUGACCAGAGUUUACGCUGUUUCUCUUUCUGCCUCCACAAACUGAAGACACACAAGACUUGGUCUUGUAUUAUCUGACCUCCUUCUGAAUGUAUUUUACCAGUAACUCUAUAAUCGUAGUGGUUGUACAAAUACAGUUGUUACAUGUUGUAACAAUUGUAUUUACACAGCUGAUUGUAUGUAAGCAUGCUUGAUCCAUUUUUGCAGAAAGUGCUCCGGGUGGCCUUGCAAAGAUUCUGUUUUACACGUUGCCAAACAUUUUAGAGUUGUUUCUUUCAGGCAGUGUUUCUACACUAAUAUUUGGCCAACAAAUGGACAUUUGGUAAAUGUUAGGUCAAUGUGAAAUCCAGUUGUGAGAUAUUGAUAAUAUCUAGAUAACAGAAUCAACUAAAUUAGCUGGGCACAUUUCCAUUAUAAAACCAAGCACAGCCAACUUCUGACAAAUUUGGGUUUUAUCCAAGAAAAUCUAAAAGUAUGUUCACUCAUUGUUUACAGUGCCAUGCAAUUUGUGUUACUAUUGUGUGUACAUGGAGAGCUGGACAAAAAUGCAAAUAAAUUGUGGAACCAUGUGGAAAAUAAAA